Molecule: messenger RNA, 3699 nt
Organism: Cyprinodon variegatus (sheepshead minnow)
Lineage: Eukaryota; Metazoa; Chordata; Actinopteri; Cyprinodontiformes; Cyprinodontidae
Gene: picalmb
Product: phosphatidylinositol binding clathrin assembly protein
Exons: 24
Coding region: 561-2771 (736 amino acids)
Biological process (GO): synaptic vesicle budding from presynaptic endocytic zone membrane; clathrin-dependent endocytosis; clathrin coat assembly
Cellular component (GO): clathrin-coated pit; synaptic vesicle; clathrin-coated vesicle
Molecular function (GO): clathrin heavy chain binding; SNARE binding; phosphatidylinositol-4,5-bisphosphate binding
Source: RefSeq, a predicted model, not a curated record
UUGCUGGGUGGUGUGCAUGAGAGCAAAGCCGAACAGGACCGCCAUUUCCCGUCCUUAGAGGUCUUUUUUUGUGUGUCUUUCAUAGAGCCUUGAUAGCUGGGCAGCAGGGACAAUAUAGAAGGAAGAAGGAGGAGAGGAGGAGCGGCGACGGCGACGACUUGCGGAGCGGCGGAGGCAGGGAACCGGUGUGCUUCUUCGGGAUGAGAGCAAGGCAGUGCCAACGAAUUAACCUCAGUUUCUCUGCUUUAUUAAAUUCUAAAUGAAUUUGAACUGAUUUAACCAAAAUAGGCCUAACCGAUAUAUGUUUUCUAUAUUUAUUGCUGUCAGGUUCCGCUUCCCUUUAUAUUCCGCCCUCCCCUGGUCCGCUGCUGCCAUAGCCUAGUUUUGAUUUUUCUUUCCUCCGAGCGAGGUGGGGAAAAAGGCAAAGGAGGAGGUGGAGAUUCCAUUUCAUUUUUUUAAUCAGUUGUGGGGGACAAAAAAGAAAAUCUAAGAUCAGAAGACAAAGCCAUUCGGGCUUGAGAUUUUUUGGGGAGUCUUUUGUUUCGUUGAAUAAAGCGAAGAUGUCGGGACAGAGCAUUACGGACAGGAUAACGGCAGCCCAGCACAGUGUAACGGGAUCCGCGGUGUCCAAAACAGUAUGCAAGGCCACCACGCACGAAAUAAUGGGCCCAAAGAAGAAACAUUUGGACUAUCUGAUCCACUGCACCAACGAGAUGAACGUGAACAUUCCCCAACUGGCUGACUCUUUAUUCGAGAGGACCACCAACACCAGCUGGGUGGUUGUGUUUAAGUCGCUGAUCACCACACACCACCUCAUGGUGUACGGCAAUGAGCGUUUUAUCCAGUACUUGGCAUCAAGGAAUACACUUUUCAACCUUAGCAACUUUUUGGACAAGAGCGGGCUACAAGGUUAUGACAUGUCCACAUUCAUCAGGAGGUAUAGUCGGUACCUAAACGAGAAAGCAGUGUCCUACAGACAGGUUGCCUUUGACUUCACAAAAGUUAAACGAGGUGUCGACGGUGUGAUGAGGACCAUGAAUACAGAGAAGCUGCUCAAAACUAUACCCAUUAUUCAGAACCAGAUGGACGCCCUCCUCGAUUUUAAUGUCAAUGCCAACGAGCUGACUAAUGGAGUCAUCAAUGCAGCCUUCAUGCUCCUCUUUAAAGACUCCAUCAGGCUCUUUGCUGCUUAUAACGAAGGCAUUAUCAACCUGCUCGAAAAGUACUUUGACAUGAAGAAGACUCAGUGUAAAGAAGGCUUGGACAUUUACAAAAAGUUCCUGACUCGCAUGACCCGGAUAUCAGAAUUCCUCAAAGUAGCUGAGCAGGUGGGAAUUGACCGAGGUGACAUCCCAGACCUUUCACAGUUCACGGUUUGUGCUCCUAGCAGCCUCCUGGAAGCCCUUGAGCAGCAUUUGGCCUCUUUAGAGGGGAAGAAAGUGAAAGACUCCACUGCAGCCAGCAGGGCCAGUACUCUAUCAAACGCAGUGUCAUCACUGGCCAGCACAGGGAUGUCUUUCACUAAGGUGGAUGAGCGGGAGAAGCAGGCGGCCCUUGAGGAGGAACAGGCCCGACUCAAAGCCCUUAAGGAGCAAAGGCUCAAAGAGCUGUCAAAGCGGCCGUCCUUUUCCACCACUGAUACAUCGCCGGUCUCCACCACCGGGGGCACCAUCAGCACAGCACCAACCAUUGACCUCUUCUCCACACCCAGCUGCUCAAAUGGUGCGGUCAAGAUGGAGAGUGACCUUUUUGACCUGCAGCCAACCUUCCAGCCCUCCAUGCAGUCGGCCUCCACGGGACUCCCAGUAGCCACAGCGUGGGCAGAUCCUUUCACCUCUACUGAAGCUGGAGAUGAUUCCAUGCCAAACCUUAAUCCUUUCCUGUCAAAACUCGUUGUUGAUGCCACUCACUUACCUGUCGUGUCUUCAGACGGUGUUAGCUUUUCCUCUAGGACAUCUGGUCAUGAAAUGUUUGGUGAUCGUUACAAUCCCUUUACUGACACAAACUCAUCCGUUUCAACCAAUUACAAACGCACAGUGCGGAUAGAACACUCCAUCUCAGACUCCUUCUGUGGUCCAGCCUCCGUUGCUCAGCAUCUCCCACAUCAGGCUCCCUUCCCCACUGAGCCCUCUACUGUAGCAGGUCUAUUCAGAGGAUACUCGACGCCUCAGGCCCCUCCACAACCGCCAGCAGGGGGACUACAGGUGGACUUUGAGUCUGUUUUUGGAAACAAAGCAGCUGGCAGCAGCAGCCUCAACUCUGAUGAUCUUGCUGGAGGCAUCCUGAAACCGACUCUUGCUGGCUCCAACCUGGCGUCCAAUCAGCAGCCUGAGAAGCUUGUGUCAGAUGACCUUGACUCUUCCCUGGCCAACCUUGUCGGCAACCUGGGCAUCGGAAACGGCACGAUGAAGAAUGACAUGCACUGGAGCCAGCCAGGGGAGAAGAGGAUGACUGGCGGCACCAACUGGCAACCCAAGGCGGCCCCAACCACAACCUGGAACCCUGUUUCCAUGCCACCAUCAGUCAUGGCCUUCCCUGCCACUACACCCACGAGCAUGAUGGGAUACGGCAUGCCUCCACAGAUGGGCUCCAUGGGGAUGAUGAAUCCACCCACCAUGAUGUACACCCAGCCCGUCAUGAGGCCGCCCAAUCCCUUUGGCUCUGUGUCCAGCGCUCAGCCCUCUGCAGCCUCUAGUCCUUCCAGCCAGAGUCCUCUCCGAGCCCCUGGACAGGACCCGUUUGCACACCUCUCUCUCAAGGAUUUCUUGUAGAGCAUCUCUUUAGAUGCAGUUCAUGUAAUUUGAAGGAAGUGUCUCUCAGAAGAUGAAGCACUUAGCAGCAAAACCUUGUCCUCGUUGCCGUCUAACUCUUCAGAGAAGCAGCCCCCCACCCCCCCUCCCAAAUACAGACACGUCGAGAAUAUAAUGGUGCACCAACUGUCAGAAACCAUUGUAACCAUGUCCACACGGCGGUCGGCAGUAACUCAAACCCAUUUUAUUCUGAAAUAACUAGGCCGACAUGCCGAGUGAUGCUGCUUUCUAACCUCCCCCCCACCUCUUUUUCGAUGACUGCUUACUUGCCUUACAGUGUACUCUGUAAGGAUGGUUCGGGUGCUCAGAAGCUCACGUUAAAUUGGAGAUUCUGAGGUUGGAAAUGAAGGCUUCGAUAGAGAGAGGGGAGGGGGAGCAGUUCUUCCCCUUCUUGAUCCAAUCAUCAGUCAUCCAGACCCUGCAGUUAUUUAACCGUCACAAAGUAGUGAUGCUAACAACGUUUACACCUGUUUAGUUUUUGUCUUUUUUACCGUGUUUACAGUAGACAUUCCUUGUGUGUUGUUUGUAUUUAUUUAUGAUUAUUGGUUUAAGAUUGCCGGGGAGGGGGGGGGUUAAUGUAAAAUCUACAGUAAAAUGAUCACAUUUGUGUGGGAGUGCUUCAGCAUUAAACAAGGAUUACAGACUAUCAUUAAGAGGUAGAGAAAAAAAUAGAUAUUAUAUGAAUUACACCUAUUAAGCGGAAUGAUAGAGCACUAAAUAUUCUGAGUUUUGUGUUAAGAAAACUUCUGUUUUUUCCUACUAGAUGAAAGAUUUCACGAUUUCCAUUGUACUUACAGUGCAGGGGUUAUAGUACCAGUCAGUUAACAGUAUAUAGUGUGCCUAGGGUUUAAUUUGUAUCGGAUCCGUGUCCCCAACUAGUUUGGGGGGG